UUGGACGGUAGCUUCCAUGUUGUCUCCAAUGAGGUGUUGGUUGCUGUCCAUCACCUCUGUGGUGCUGAAAUUUGGAUGAUGCCUAUCAGGAGACCUCAGGGCUGCUGCUGCGUGUCCCAUUUCAAUGAGGACAAUGGGCGGUUCAUCCUCUUAGCAGUGCUCAUCGUGGUGUACCUGACUGCUGGAGCCACCAUCUUCUCAGCCAUCGAAAGCCCAUCUGAAGCAGAAGCUCAGCAGCGUUGGAACUGGACCCUUCAAAACUUCAGCCAGAUCUUCAACAUCAGCCUCCCUGAGCUAAGGGCCUUUCUGAGAAGUUAUGAAGCAGCCAUGGCUGCAGGCAUCAGAGCAGAUGCCCUCCGGCCAAGAUGGGACUUCACAGGGGCUUUUUAUUUUGUGGGCACCGUGGUAUCAACUAUAGGCUUUGGGAUGUCCACACCAGCAACCGUAGCUGGCAAAGCCUUCCUUAUUGUUUACGGUCUUUUUGGGUGUGCCGCAACCAUCCUCUUCUUCAAUCUCUUCCUGGAGCGCAUCAUCUCGCUCCUGGCUUUGGUCAUGAAGGCUUGCCACGAGCGGCAGCUGCGGAGAAGUGGCCUUCUACCUCCAACUUGCCGACGGGGCUCAGCCAUGUCUGAUGUCGACAGCCUGAUUGGGUGGAAGCCAUCUGUCUAUCACGUAAUGCUGAUCUUGGGAAUCUUUGCCAUUACUCUUUCUUGCUGUGCCUCAGCCAUGUACACAGCUGUGGAAGGAUGGAAUUACAUUGACUCCUUGUAUUACUGCUUUGUCACCUUCAGCACCAUUGGGUUUGGUGAUCUGGUGAGCAGCCAAAAUGCCAUCUACCGAAAUCAGGGAUUAUACAGAUUUGGGAACUUCAUGUUUAUAUUAAUGGGGGUAUGCUGUAUAUACUCCCUUUUUAAUGUCAUCUCGAUCGUCAUCAAGCAGGUUUUAAACUGGAUGCUAAGAAAAUUCCGUUGCAGGUGUUGCCCUGAUUGCAAUAAGCCAGCCACUCGCCUCGGGCGGCGCAACGCCAUCACGCCAGGGUCCCGCUUCCGCCGGCACAACUUCUCCAUGGAGACCGACGGGCAGUAUGACAGUGACACAGAGGGGAGAAGGCUCUCGGGGGAAAUGAUCUCCAUGAGGGAUCUCACAGCCUCCAACAAAGUCUCCCUGGCGCUUCUGCAAAAACAAUUGUCCGAGACAGCCAACGGCUACCCUCGGAGCGUCUGCAUCAACACUAGGCAAAACGGCUUUUCUGGAGGAGUAGGCGCUUUAGCGAUCAUGAACAAUAGAUUGGCAGAGACAAGCGAUUCUAGGUAG
Messenger RNA from Pogona vitticeps (central bearded dragon), 1314 nucleotides. Lineage: Eukaryota; Metazoa; Chordata; Lepidosauria; Squamata; Agamidae. The record is from RefSeq and is a predicted model, not a curated record.